Molecule: messenger RNA, 2781 nt
Organism: Dreissena polymorpha
Lineage: Eukaryota; Metazoa; Mollusca; Bivalvia; Myida; Dreissenidae
Product: ras-related protein Rab-8A-like
Exons: 4
Coding region: 211-894 (227 amino acids)
Molecular function (GO): GTPase activity; GTP binding
Source: RefSeq, a predicted model, not a curated record
AUUGAUGCAUGUCUCUACUAGCCCAUUGUUAGUAUGUGAUGAUACAACGUUUUAAGUUUUGCGGUUAUAUUGAUGUUUUCAAUACAUUUAUGCACACCGCAGCGUUUGGGAUUUAUACUUUAUUUGUGCAAAUAUUUUGCAUUUAUAAGUGAGCGGACUUGGAUAAUAUACCAACGAAGUCAAAGAUAAACACGAUGUUCAUUUAGCGACAUGAAGCCCAGUGAAUACAGUUACGUCUUCAAAUGCGUCAUCAUUGGUGAUUGUCACGUAGGCAAGACGACGCUGCUACGGCGCAUGCUCGGGGAGCCCUUCCUGCCCAAGCCCGCACCGAUGCGAAACAGUCCAAUCUCGCUGCGGCAUCUACAAUGCGUCGACAAGAUUUUCACAACGUCCGAAGGAGACCGAGUGAAGUUGCAAGUCUAUGAUACAAUGGGUUUAGAGCGCCACCGCAGUCUGACGUUGUCCUACUAUAGAGAUGCCCAUGUUUGCCUUAUCUGUUAUAACGUCCACAAUCCAGAAUCGUUCGACAAUCUCAAAACAUGGCUAGCAGACGUUCACAAAUACCUGGGCAGGGACACACAUUUGGUCAAGAUGUUGGUAGGAAUAAACAGCCGGGCGCCGGCUUUGUUUGUGAAUGGGUCUAUACCCGGCAUAGAUACGGAAUUCGUGGAUGUCGAACUGAUCACUAAAAGGCCUACGGAGCUCGCGCAAGAGUACGAUACUCUCACGUGCGAAGUUCAACUCUGCGAUGACACAGACGUGAAAACGUGUUUUAAAACGGCCGUAGAUUCGCUCGUGAAACGUUUUCAUGAUGACUAUGCGCGAAGCCCUGAGCUGGACAACGGGUCCGUACAUCUUACUGCCGACAGCUCAAAAAGGAGCACAUGCUGUUAGAAAUAAACUGCUUUUUAACAAGCAGUAUUUUUCUAUACCGCGAUUUACGACAAACCAUAUGGGCAUUGGUUUUUUUUAAAUUCAAAUCGCCCUUUUGUCCGGGUUAUUUACCAACUACUGGGUGUUAUGAAAAAGGUUUGAUAUUGUAGCACUUUUUUAACAAAGGAUAUUUUGCAAUUUGUGGUAAGUUGCAAACAAAACAAUGUGUGUUCCCGACAGAAAAGCCACAAGAGAACAAUAUAUUUCUAACGUGUUAUUGCCUUCAGCAGGUUUUCAUGUCCACAUAUUAACAGUUUGAGCCCAGGUUGCAAAUCUUCUUAGUUUCUUUGCUCUUGUUAUGACAACCAUGAAUGUCCUGUAUACAAUGUCCCUCAUUGCACACCCAUAAAUGUUCAUCGUCUUGUCCGUUUCAGAGCUUUUUUAAAAAUAUAAUAGCAAUGUUAUUUCAAAAAGCAAACAUCGGGCUAUUGGCUAUAUAGAUCUUACCUUCUGUUAUGCACUCUGGAUCAGCAAACGAUUUAUUGCAUAAAUCUAUUUUACGGGGUAUUCUGGACAUAGUAGAUGUAGCAUGAUCGUGCUCUCAACAGACACGAUAUCUAUCUCACGGAGGAAUUUUGAGCUAGUCGAUUCAUCACGAUUGGGCUCUAAACUGAAACAAUACUUACCUCACGGAGGAGUCCGUAGCUAGUCGAUGUAUCAUGAUUGGGCGCAGACACGGUAUCGAUCUAGCGAUGUAUAAUCAAAUACGGCCGGUUUCUGUUUUCUCUUUUUUGUCUCGUAUAUUGUUUCACAGCCGGAUCGACUGGCUCAGAUGGUAGAGCUCUGGAAUUCAAAGUUGAGAAUCGCGUGUUUUAACCCCGGCUCGGCAACAUACCUUGUGUCUUGAUUGGUCAAGAAAUCAUUUAUACGGCCAUUCUCAACUCUACAUCUGAUUCAAGAAGGUUGUCAUUAACCAGCAUAUUAGUAAGUUACAGCGGUAACCCCAACCAUACAAACAAACAAUAUCGUUCGACAAAUCCCGUAUAACAUUUAUUUUUUACAUUUAUUAACGGAACGCUAUAUGAAACAUGCGAUUUAAAUAUUAUUUGAUUACCAUCUGGCAAAUGGAGUUUAUGUACAUAUUUGCGUCAGUUAUACAGUAUUGCCCACCGUGUGCUGACAAGACAAAGUGUUUUAUUUUGUUUAAUAUAUUUUGUUAACUGGGCAAUUACAUGGUAAUACCCAGUUUAAUAGUUUUUGAAAAAGUACUCUCAUAUAUUUGAUGAGUUUUAAUGUACAUGUAGUUUCUUUCUGUGAUGUUUUUAUGUUCAAAGAUGAUAUGUUCUCCAUCACAAAAUGUGAUCAAUUUACAUUUAGUUUACAUGUGACCUGUUAAAAGUGACCAUUAAAGCACUGCCAGAACUAGUUAUUUCUUUGGAUCAUGUAGUUUUCAAUAUUUAUAUUAUUGUAAACAUUUUUGUGAAAAUGCUUUUGCUUUUAAGAACAAUAACACAGCGACCAGAAUAGUUAUUAUAAUCUAGAUGUACUGUAUUUGACUGAAGUGCGAUGUAAUUUAUUUAUGUAACGGUAUAUAGUUCAGCCAAAACGGCCAUUUGAUUGUAAAUGAGCGGCUCUGCGGAAACGAAGCUUAAUGCAUGUGCAUUAAGUGUUGUCCAAAUUAGUCAGUGCAAUCCGUUGGUGGAAGGGGUGGGGGCUAUACGAAAAGGCACCGGACAAAAAUCGAUCAAACAAUCGAUCGGUAAUCGAUUUCUACUAUUUCCCACAUGAAAUCGUGAAAUUCGCAUACGCCCUAGUGUACUUAAAAAAUUAUUUACAAUAAAUCGUGUUCACAUUAUAUUGAACGUUAUAACUGUCGAUUUGCAUGUUAACAAUGUGUUUACAAACUAC